This is a messenger RNA of Patiria miniata (bat star), 3400 nucleotides long. Its product is annotated as multiple epidermal growth factor-like domains protein 10. The transcript has 14 exons. Gene Ontology annotation, cellular component: extracellular region. Bases 242 to 2005 code for a protein of 587 amino acids. The record is from RefSeq and is a predicted model, not a curated record. Lineage: Eukaryota; Metazoa; Echinodermata; Asteroidea; Valvatida; Asterinidae.
UAGUGGAGCUUAAGAGUUGUCCGAUUCAAGACUAGUCGCGGUGAGGCCGUCGUAGCGUUAAGUUAUCUGUAGUUCCUUGGCCUCUCACAUCACGACUUUCCGAACGAUUUCACGGGGAGUUGAUAGAAAAACAACCCGCAAAGCACAGCGCGCUGCCGGCUAACACGGGCAGGCACCCGCUGGUCUCUAAACUCGUCUAGAAUUGUAACCUUGCAGCAGACCAAGUUUGUACUAGACCAUCAUGGCAUUGUUGUCGCGUCGGCUGGUCUUUUUCGUGGGAGUUAUUACGCACUGUAUUUUCGCAUCGGUGCUAAGUGUUGAUGAAGCCCAGUUUACUAAGAUUGUGCCUGAUUCCGAGAAGAAAACAGAAAAAUUGAAUGAAGAUGCAGGUCUCGAGGGAGAUAUUUCUAAGCAGCAAGAGCAGCUACAACAAUACAAGGAGCUGGAAGACUUGGCGAAGCGGGAAGAUAUAGGAAAUGAGGCGGCCAUUGUCGAGAUCGACAAGAAAGAUUUCGACUUAGGAUACGCACUCGAGGGAAACCGUGACAGAUCUCGGUCAAGGUCAAGAUUACGAUUUCUGAAUUCGCAGAACCAGCAAGUGAUUGCUCCGCAGGCAGCGCCUAAGCAGGCCGGUCAAUCCGGUAUGACAGCUCGCAUGUCUAAGAUGAUCGUCGGCUUGCAUAAUAGCUACAGACGGACCGUCCCUGGACCAGCUGCUAACAUGGAAGAAAUGAAAUGGGAUGAUGAUUUAGCCACUAUGGCAUCGGACUACGCUAAACGAUGCAUUUGGGGCCACGGAAAUCCGGACAACAUAACUCCUUAUCAGCACGUAGGUCAGAAUCUGGCCUACAGCAGGGGCGGGGCCCCGGCCUCUCCAAUGUAUCUCAUCUCCCACUGGUUCAAUGAAAAGAGGAACUACGAUAUUUACACCGAUUCGUGUGUUCCAGACACUGUGUGCGGUCACUACACCCAGGUAGUCUGGGCUCACACCAACAAGAUUGGAUGCGCCAUGCAAUUCUGUCCUGUCCUGCGAGAUCCACAGCCAGGUGGAGCCGAGUUUACUGACGCACAGUUACUCGUCUGCAACUACGGGCCUGGCGGGAACGUGAACGGUCAUAAGCCGUAUCAGAUUGGUCAGCAGUGCAGCCUGUGCGCAUCGGGCCUCGGAAACUGUAGGAACGGACUUUGCAGUGAAUGCUCCUUGAUCGAACAGGGAUGUGAAUGUCACCUGGAAUGCCAAAAUGGGGGCGUCAUGAAUACUGACCAGUGUAAAUGUGACUGCCCAGCGGGAUGGACAGGAACACUGUGCCAGAAUGUUUGUAAUAACACGCACCCAUGGUGUGGUGAUGGAUGGCCUAAGCAGUGGUGCUUUGUGGAGAAUGAUGCCAACCCAGUCGAGCAGCUGUGUCCAGCACUCUGUGGAGUUUGUGAGUGUGGUGGACCAGACUGUGAAAAUGGAGGCACUAAAAAUCCUGACACAUGUAUGUGCGAUUGCAUUGAGCCAUGGAGCGGUGCUACAUGCUCAGAAUGUAACAUCCAAUGCGUACAUGGGUCCAUGGAUCAUGAGAACUGCCACUGUAGCUGUGAUGAUGGCUGGAUGGGCCAGUCUUGUGCAGAACGUUGUGAAAACACUAACAAGGUCCUGUGUCAUCGUGGCUGGUAUCCGAACUGGUGUGAUGACGACCAUCCCUACGUGCUCCAGUAUUGUCAAGCUAUGUGCGGCUUAUGCAAUCCUGUGAUGUCUGUAGCUGUUACUGAAGAUUGUGAUCUGACUUGCUUCAACCAAGGCCUACUGAACCAUGAGACAUGCACUUGCGAGUGCCCCAGUGGAUGGCAUGGCGAGGACUGCACAGCAAUCUGCCGAGACGAGUUCCAGUAUUGUGAGUGGUCGGAUGCCAUAAUGUGUGAGGGCAAUGAGGACUUCGCUACCAACUACUGUCCAGUAUCCUGCGGUAGAUGUGUGCCCAAUGCUUCCCAACUCAGGGGAUCAAGCUUUAAUGUCUAAACAAAAUUACUGUCUGAGCUCAAUACAUGAAAACGCUAUCGUUGAGGUAAAUCGGAAACAAUUGUGUACGACCACGAUGAAACUGUUAGAGAAAACAUUAUAUUUACAUUAUGUAUUUACAACACAAUGGACACAUUUACAUUUCAUAGACGAACAAUUACAAUGCUUGAGUUCUGUCGUUAGCCUACCCAUCUACAAGCACUGCCGAGCUAUAAUUAUAUAGCAACCGGAUGCGUCUAACAAAGAUGGACUUAUAUACGGGCCGUAGACAAUAUUGUACGUGAUCGUUAACGCUGGUAUUUUGUAAACGGGAAGGUGAACAUUUACGGACCAUCACGAGAUUUCAGGCAUGAGUUGGCCUUUCGAUGUACUUGUUUCGGACGAACGGAUCAAUAUACAUUGUGUUUAUCUUUAAUGAGUUUCAAGUUGUAUGCUUUGUUUUAUGUGUAAUUUGAGUUGUGGGCAAUCAUUUUGUCCCCACACCUGAACAUGUGUUUUGAAUAUAAGCCAUUUCAGUAUCAGAGCAAAUAUUCAGAAUAAUCCCACGUUCUAUAUGAAUCCAUUCAUGUCUAAUAUCGUGUGGUUGUGAACAGGAGAUUUGGAAGUUGACCAUAAUGAUUGUGUAGAGUACAUAAUAUAUAUGUUCCAUCGCCCCUAGCCCACGCGUAGAUUUGUCAAUUUUCUGAAUGUACAAAUAAAAUUCACGUCAGGAGAAAAAAAAAUAUUUUUAUGAUUAUUUUUAUGUAUAUUUUCUUAACAAAGAAGUAGACUUCUUAGACUUCUUUGUUUCUGGGAGCGUAAAUGUUAGUUUGUAUUUACUAUGAUACAUGUAUAUGUACUAUACUACUUAUAUAGCCAUUCAGAAAUCCUUUAAGUACUUCAAACAACAGAAUACGUUGCCAUGACUGUGGAAGCCUUUUUAGGGUGGCGAAGGUUGUUAAAGUAAACGAGAUUUAUACACUUCCCAUGAAGAAUUCCGUUUCCAACUUUUGUGCUGCCAAUGCAAACCUAUUCAGUUAUACACCACUUAAGUAAGCUUGAAAAGUUCAAGAAAAUGAAACGAUAGCUAAAUAAAUAUGCGGUAUUCAUAUAAGUAUAAUAUGUCCAGUGAUAUAUCCAACGUAGUGGCUUUCUGAUAGCUGUUUUGCGUUUCAAUGGAUUCCGUGGAUUCCAUGGAAGUUGUCGUCCAAUGCAUGCACCGAUAACUACGUCAAUUUAUUGUAAAAUUUUAUUGUGUAUAUAUGUGUCUUUGUCUAAAUUCUGUACAUUCGUAAUAGAAUAGGACUUCAACCCAAUGGUCUAUUUUACUCGUGAUAAUGACAUGCUAAUUGUACUCGUGUAUUGACGUUAUAUAUAUAUUAUUAUGGUUCAAUAAACAUAAAUAAAAAGUUUAAA